ACCGACGCCGCUGCAACACAACAAAGACGGCCUUGUUUCUGCUUUUGAUCGUGUUUUUCCUACUCUCACUGAUGAGCGAUGUUGUUGAAAGGAAACAAUUGCAAGUGAGACGCUUUGCAAGGGCUCUCAUUCACGGAGUUCAUCAGCAUUAUGUGAGUGAUUCACAGCAGGCGCCGAGUGUCACGCGCCCAGACAGCCUGCUCGCUCCUGCUUCGCCCAUUUUGGCUUGCAGCCCAAUGCACCGACUUCUUCAUCUUCACUCAUGCAACAAGACACACGUUCCGUGCGUGCAUACAUUUGACACCGUGACACGCCAAUCGUGGUCGAUCAUACUGCACGACAUCACGUCUAAAGUCCAAACAACAGUCUUCGGCGGCAAAUCAUCACUACUAGUCUUCGUACUUUGUACACUAAUUCUUUUGUGGUCUGUUUCGGCUAUCUUACACAACAUGAACGGAUCCGUCAGCCUGCCGACCGAAUCCAGCUGAGAUCCUUCCUUGUGCAUCUACACCUAGCAGAAAGCUUGAAUACCAGUAAUCGCACGACCAAGGAUGAGAGCUGCAUGACUGUUAGCAUUGUGCGACCGCGAAGUGUCUUUUA
Messenger RNA from Aureobasidium pullulans EXF-150, 600 nucleotides. RefSeq lists its product as uncharacterized. The record is from RefSeq and is a predicted model, not a curated record. Lineage: Eukaryota; Fungi; Ascomycota; Dothideomycetes; Dothideales; Saccotheciaceae. The transcript has a single exon. Bases 72 to 488 code for a protein of 138 amino acids.